Molecule: messenger RNA, 2859 nt
Organism: Elaeis guineensis (African oil palm)
Lineage: Eukaryota; Viridiplantae; Streptophyta; Magnoliopsida; Arecales; Arecaceae
Product: CSC1-like protein ERD4
Cellular component (GO): plasma membrane
Molecular function (GO): calcium-activated cation channel activity
Source: RefSeq, a predicted model, not a curated record
GAGGCCCCUCCCACCCCACCACUUAUUUAUAGCUUUACACCUUGUAAAAGGGAAGCCAUUAGAGCAAAGCAAAGGGAAGCCAUUAGAGAAAAGAAACUACCCACACCCUCUUUCUCUCUACCCUUUUCCAGGGCAAACGCUCUACUACUCCCCAUGCCCCCCAUUCUAACGGCUAUUUUUUCUGAAACGAACGGCUAAUCUCUCGCUAGAAAACAAAGAAGAGGAAGAGAAAAAGCUGCCAGCGGAAGCAGGGAGUGAGGGCAAGAGAAGAUGGACUUCAACUCCUUUCUGACGUCCCUGGGGACGUCCUUCCUCAUCUUCGUGGUGUUGAUGCUUCUGUUCACGUGGCUCGCCAGGAAGCCCGGCAACGAGGUGGUGUACUACCCCAAUCGAAUCCUCAGAGGGCUGGAACGAUCGGAGGGGGGGAGGAGGACGAGAAACCCAGUCGCUUGGAUCAAAGAAGCCUUCAGCGCCACUGAGGCCGAUGUCGUCGAGGCGGCCGGCGUCGAUGCCGCUGUCUAUUUGGUUUUCCUCAGUUCCGUUCUUGGGAUUUUGGUGUUCUCUGGCAUCGUGCUGCUUCCAGUUCUUCUUCCAGUUGCCGGAACUGAUCAUAAUGUGAAGGCGCAUGCUGAGAACAGCAAUGGGACCUUCAACAACCUUGACAAGCUAUCAAUGGGAAAUGUCCAAGAAAAAAGUUCAAGGUUGUGGGCGUUUUUGCUAGGAACAUAUUGUGUUUCUUUUGUCACCUUUUAUGUGCUAUGGAAAGCCUACAAGCAUGUCUCCAAUCUGAGAGCUGCAGCAAAAUCGAGUCCAAAAGUGAAACCUGAAGAGUUUACCGUACUUGUGAGAGACGUUCCUAGAGCUCCACCAGAUCAGACCAUAAAAGAUCAAGUUGACUCAUAUUUCAGAGCACUCCAUCCAGAAACCUUCUACAGGUCAAUGGUGGUGACAGACAACAAAGAGGUCAACAAAAUUUGGGAAGAGAUGGAAAGCUACAAAAAGAAACUUGCUCGGGCUGAAGUUGUGUUCGCAGAAUCUAAAUCUACAAGCAAACCAAAUGGCACAAGACCGACCAAUAGAACCGGCUUUCUUGGUUUAGGUGCAAAAGUUGAUACUAUCGAUUAUUGCAAUGAGAAAAUUAAGGAACUGCUGCCUAAAUUAGAAGCAGAACAGAAAAUCACUCUCAGAGAGAAACAGCAAGCAGCAGCCCUGGUUUUCUUCAAUAAAAGGCCAGCUGCAGUUUUGGCCUCCCAGACCAUCCAUGCUCAGAUGCUCGAUACGUGGACCGUGAUGGAAGCUCCAGAACCAAGACAGUUACUAUGGACAAAUUUGCCAAAGAAGUUAUAUGAGAGGGAGGUACGACAGUCUAUUGUCUAUGGUGUUGUCUUUCUGACUGUGGUGUUCUACAUGAUCCCAAUUUCAUUCAUCUCUGCAAUUACAACCCUGGAGAACUUGAGGAAGUUGCUUCCCUUCUUGAAGGUUAUAGUGGACAAAGAAGCAAUUAAGACAGUUUUAGAAGCUUAUCUGCCUCAGCUUGCACUUAUUAUUUUCUUGGCUUUGCUGCCAACAUUCCUCAUGUAUCUAUCGAAGGCAGAGGGGGGGAUCCCUUCUGAGAGUCAUGCAGUGCGAGCUGCCUCCGGAAAGUACUUUUAUUUCAUCAUAUUCAAUGUCUUCCUCGGGGUUACAAUUACUGGAACACUGUUUACUUCUCUGAAGAAGAUUAUAGGUCAUCCUGGGGAAAUUGUUAGACUGCUUGGGACAAACCUGCCUGGAAAUGCCACCUUCUUUCUUACAUUUGUUGCUCUGAAAUUUUUUGUUGGAUAUGGGCUUGAGCUUUCCCGGUUGGUUCCUCUGAUUAUUUUCCAUCUGAAAAGGAAGUUUCUAUGCAAGACUGAAGCUGAGGUGAAAGAGGCAUGGGCCCCUGGAGACUUUGGUUAUAAUACUAGAGUUCCCAAUGACAUGCUUAUCAUAACAAUUGUCCUCUGUUAUUCAGUAAUAGCUCCUCUGAUCAUCCCCUUCGGUGUUGUAUAUUUUGCCCUUGGUUGGCUUGUUGCACGAAAUCAGGCACUGAAAGUUUACGUCCCAAAUUAUGAGAGCAAUGGGCGAAUGUGGCCUCACAUGCACUCAAGAAUUCUUGCAGCUCUGAUCAUCUACCAAGUCACCAUGUUUGGCUUCUUUGCGUUGAAGGAAUUCUAUUAUGCUCCAUUUAUGUUGCCCCUAAUCAUAUCUUCCUUCAUUUUUGCUUUUGUAUGCAAACAACGUUUCUACCUUGCCUUCUACCACACUCCAUUGGAGGUUGCAUCCCGAGAUUUAAAGGAAAUCCCAAAUCUCGAAUCCGUAUUUGCAGCCUACAUUCCUCCUUGCUUGGGGCCUGAGAAGCUCGAGGAUGUCGAUCAAUUUGAAGACGCUCAAUCACAAACAUCUAGAACUGCAUCUUUUUAACGUAGAAUGCAUGCUCCUUUAAGUCCCAGUGCAGCGUUUGUUCAUCUUCUUCUUGCUGAUGGUUGUUGAUAUUUACUCCCAGGAUUAUAUAAAGCAGAUCUGUUCGCUUGCUCGAGAGUAGAAAAGUAUAGAUGCUGUUGAUUGGUUGUACAUGUGUGCUUCUUUCCUGAAUCACGUGUUUCAAGUUUGUCGUCGGUUGUUCUUGUAUGAAUCCUGGUGAUUUGUUGUGUCUGUUGAUAGAAGUCUUAUGGUAUUAUAUUCAGCAUACUAACUGUAGUGACUGAGGCUACUAUAUUCAUACUGUGAUGUCAUAUAGUUCCUAGUUAUAUCUUGUGUACUUGAAGUUGUAGGGAAAAAUUAAUUGAUGUAAUUUGUUUUAUGUGAAAAGUUUCUAAUGCAGUAUAUUGUUUUUAGCUA